AUGAAUAUUGAUUCAUCAACAUGGAAGGAGUAUAGUAGGGAAGAUGCAGAGUUUGAAGCUUCAUUCAAUGAGCAAAUUGGCCAGAUGAUUGCGGCCGGCAUCGUGACUUUUCCCGACUGGACUGGUUACCAUAGAUCUGAAAUCCAGAUUCCUACGCGCGAUGGGUCUUCAGUGCGAUCCCUCGUGAUUCAUCCUGAGGCAAAGGAACCAGGGCCGUUGUACGUGUACUUCGCAGGUGGGGGGUGGACUUUUGGAAUGCCAGAAUUCGGCGAGGGAAUGGCAGAGAUGUUGGUGAAGGAACUAGGAUUCACGGUUGUGAGCGUAGGAUAUAGGAACGCACCAGAGCAUGUCUUUCCUACCGCGGCGCAUGACGCUAUUGAUGCAGUCAAAUGGUGUGCCGAGAACGCGAAGUCGUUGAGUGCGGAUCCUUCCCAAGGUUUCAUCCUAGGAGGGACUUCAGCUGGAGCCAACCUAGCAGCUGUAUCAGCCCACCAGGUUGUCGACGACAAGUUAACCCCGAAGAUCACUGGAGUAGUCCUCAUGUCUGUUUCGGUAUGCCAUCCCGAGGCCAUGCCAGAGGAGUACAGACAGCACAUAUCAAGCUGGGAAGACCAUAAAGAUGGUCUAGUACUGGACCGACGAGGCAUAGAAUGGUUCUUCGACAAUUACAAACCAGACCCUAAGUCACCGCUCGCGAGCCCACUAAUCUGGAAGACUCAUGAAGGUCAACCUCGUACGUAUCUGCAGGUGAUGGGGACUGACCCCCUGCGUGACGAAGCACUGGUAUACGAGAAGGUUCUCCGAGACAUUGGGACACCAACGAAGGUCGACGUGUAUGCUGGAUAUCCGCAUGGUGCACCCGACUUCUUUCCCAUGCUUAGUGUGGCGAAGAGGGCGUUGGCUGAUUUGAAGGAGGCGCGCCUUUCUUCUUGCACCUUCAACCCAUCCGAUAAGAGACAGGCACCGAGACACGACGGGCUACGUCCUGCAUCGCGGGCAUACCGUGCCAAGAUGCAGAAUUCACCGCGGUCCAGCCCCGCCGCCAGGCCCGGCACUCCGCGAGGGGCGCGACAAACAAACAACGACGCGAAUCCCCUUUCACACCCCCUCAAACGCCUGUCCCUGCAUUCGGCGUCGAAUACCCCACUACCGCAGUCUCCCGCUCUGAAUUCACCUCGAAGUUCAGCUGACCUCCGCCGGACGCCUUCGACGCCCAACUUCAAAGCGAAUGCCGUCCAACGCAGCCCAAGUGUAGCAAGUUUCCGCUCUUCGACACCCGCCUUGGGACGCAAGUCGUCGACCUCUUCCCUCCGCGGCGACCCUCCUCGGCCAGGCACUUCUGCAUCCCGCCGCUCGUCCUUCAACCCAAACAUGCAGGCGCCCAUGCCCAAGAGCCCGCUAGGCCCCACGUAUGUAGAAGAGAAGCCACCCCUGCGCGCAUGUGAUGUCGCCGAAGAGUACUUUCAGAAGGACAUGGCGCGACAUGAAGGCAUGGCAGGCGCAGUCAAUGCGGGCACUAUCGUCAUUGUACACGACCAAUGCUACGGCCAUCGCUUUUCGCGGCCCAAGACACCCAAGAGCCACCUCAGCUUAAUCAUGGAGCGACCAGAGAGGAUACUGGCAAGCGUUUUGGGUAUCUCAGCAGCCUACGUGCGACUGGGUGAGCGCCACGCCGAGGGGGACAAUCCACCGCAUCCGCAUCACAAUCCGCCCGAGCGUAUCCCAUUCAAGAUCCGCAAGACUUCCCGAGCAGUCGACAUCACCUCCCAGGUCGUCACCAACGUACACGGAACCAAGUGGAUGGGCGAGCUCAAGUCAUUGUGCGACAACGCAGAGCGGAAGCUGGCGUCGACAGGGAAAGAGCUGGUCAGGGACACCCCUGCAAUGCCGGGACAACCGCCCAAGCAACAACUACAUGCUGGGGAUCUAUACCUCUGCCCCGAAUCGCUCAACGCCUUCCAGGGCGCUCUUGGAGGUGUUCUGGAUGCCGUGGAUGCUGUCUUCCAGGGGACCAGCCUUGGUAGCGGCCCCUCGCGAGCUUUCGUCUGUAUCCGCCCACCUGGUCAUCACUGCUCCGACGACUUUCCCUCCGGAUUCUGCUGGCUGAAUAACGUUCACGUUGGUAUCGAACACGCCAUGAUGACAUACGGCCUCACGCACGCAGCCAUCAUUGACUUUGAUCUGCAUCACGGAGAUGGCUCGCAAGCUAUAACAUGGGCGCGUAACAAAAAGGUUCAGAACAUGCCCAAGAAUACACCCAACUGGAAAAAGACCUCAAUCGGCUACUUCAGUCUACACGACAUCAACUCGUACCCUUGCGAAGACGGUGAUGACGACAAAGUUCAGGCCGCUAGUCUGUGUAUCGACAACGCACACGGCCAGUCCAUCUGGAACGUGCAUCUGCAAUCUUGGAAGACACCGGAGCAGUUUUGGGAAAUCUACGAAGAGAAGUACCUGAUACUGCUCGAGAAAACUCGCCAGUAUCUCAAACAUCACACCAACCGCCUCCAGGCAUCACCAAAUCACCCUGCGCCCAAAGCAGCCAUCUUCUUAUCUGCUGGCUUUGACGCGAGCGAGUGGGAAACUGCCGGCAUGCAACGGCACAGUGUCAACGUACCUACCGAAUUUUACGCUCGGUUCACCCGCGAUGUGGUACGCUUGGCCGAAGAGGAGGGUACGUCUGUGGAGGGUCGUGUCAUCUCUGUCCUAGAAGGCGGUUACAGUGACCGAGCACUUACCAGUGGUGUGUUCAGUCAUUUGAGCGGUCUUGUGGAUGGUCAAGUCUGGAAGGAGUCAGAACCAUCAAAGGGCCUCACCUCCUCCAUGCGAAACAGACUGAGUGGGCUUGGUAUCCAGGAUGAAGACGCUCGCAUGCAGUCUGUCGAGCCAGAACUUACACCCGUCAGUUACGAUCCUCUGUGGUGGCAGGCAACUCAUCUGUCUGAGCUGGAGGGUCUCGUUCCUCCACCGCCUGUAACUGCCUCAAAGGUGACCCGCGCUGAGCGCCUGGCCCAUUUCUCUUCACCCACACAGUCCUACGUCGCCAAAGUCGUGGAUCCAACAAAGAUCAAUCGUAGCCUUUCCGCCAAAUACGCUUCCAAUCCAUUGAGAGCGCCCACGCCACCGCCGCCAGAAGUUGAUUGGGCUACGGCUGCACAUGCUUUAAGUAGUUUGCUAAUACCGUCUGAUCGCCAAACCCGCAGUUUCAGGCCAGAAGAUCUAGCAGAAGUAAAAGCGAAGAAAGAGAAGCCCCCUGCGCCUGCCCCAGCAGCGGUUCGUGUCGAAAAGUCGGGACGUCAAUUACGUGGCCGUAAAGCUGCUCCAUCUUACGCUGAGCCUGGAUCCGACGACGAAAAGAUAUCUCGUCAGGAGUCACGAGCCAGUAGGCGCCAAACGAUCGCCGACUUUGCACCAGCCAGUUCAGAAGCUUCAGCGCCGACACACUCUGCUUCCCGUCGCAUGAGUAUCGCUUCCAGCGUCUCAUCACUAGGAGACAACAGAAAUGUUCGUGCGCCAAGUGUAGCGGCGAGCCGAAGAAGCGUUGCACCUUCUGUAGCUUCAACCAAUGGAGUGGCUAUGAAGAAGGCAAGAGGAUCAACAACAACGACUGCUGCGGCAGCUCGCGCCCCUCAGCGUCCGGCAGUAGCAAGAGCACCUUCCAGCUAUUCUGUCAAGGCGGGUGCGAUUAAGGGAAAGGAGAACGACGGCGUCGAUGCACUCACUUCAGGCUUGAAGCGCAUCACGUUGAGAAUGCCCUCGAAGGAGGAGCAUGAAGCACGAGAGAAGGAGAAGGCUGAGAAGCAAAAGGCCGCUGAAGCACCAAAGAAGACUACUGCACGGAAACCACCAGCUGCUCGCGCUCCUCCCACUAAACCGACGACUAAACCUGCAGCAACUGCUAAGAGGGGACCUGGUCGGCCAGCAAAAUCGUCGAAACCUGCAUCGCCUAUCCCCGAUACCCCACAGUUGCAAGUUGCUGCUGCUGCACCUCUCGAACAACCCCAGCCAAUACAGACAGACUCGUCUAAUGUCCUACCACAGCCUACCGCGCCACAGCCUUUCCAGGAUGCACAAAAUCCGAUGGAGCCCCCAGCUGUAGAUCGACGUAUUUCUGGUGGAAUCGUGCAGCCACCCACUGAACUGCAUGAUAUGGCUAUAACACCGGAACAGAUCCGUGAACAACUCCCUAUGCCGUCCUUCGUCACUGUAACGGAGCCACUCUCGGAUGUCUCACCACCUUCUCGUGCCGAUACGCCUCCUCCCCCACCACCGUCGAAUAUUUCACAGUUCGUCAAUUACACUGCGCAGAGCUUCGGUGGAAACCCAGACUUUGUAACCUCACCACCGGACACGUCAAGCCCACAGGCAUCCGCGACUUUACAAUGGGUUGCCAAUACACACGCUGAGGACACGACCAUGCCUGGCGUUCCGCUCAUGUCACCGCCAAGCAAGAGGGCUGAUCUACCUGUAUUCACAGCAAACGGUGCGAUACCGUUCGCAUCAGGCUCGAAUGAGUUGGACAACGCGUCUAGGCCUGAGUACUCUGGUGUAGAUAUCAAGAACGAGGAGAAGGUCAGGGACAUGUGGGAGGUACCUGAUACGCCCGCUCGCUAG
Alternaria burnsii is the source of this 4614-nucleotide messenger RNA. RefSeq names its product hos3-like histone deacetylase. The coding region runs from base 1 to 4614 and encodes 1537 amino acids. Gene Ontology annotation, cellular component: nucleus. The record is from RefSeq and is a predicted model, not a curated record. The transcript has 5 exons. Gene Ontology annotation, molecular function: histone deacetylase activity. Lineage: Eukaryota; Fungi; Ascomycota; Dothideomycetes; Pleosporales; Pleosporaceae.